Molecule: messenger RNA, 1606 nt
Organism: Melitaea cinxia (Glanville fritillary)
Lineage: Eukaryota; Metazoa; Arthropoda; Insecta; Lepidoptera; Nymphalidae
Product: putative fatty acyl-CoA reductase CG8306
Exons: 11
Coding region: 7-1539 (510 amino acids)
Biological process (GO): long-chain fatty-acyl-CoA metabolic process
Cellular component (GO): peroxisome
Molecular function (GO): alcohol-forming very long-chain fatty acyl-CoA reductase (NADP+) activity
Source: RefSeq, a predicted model, not a curated record
ACAAAAAUGUCGGAAGAAUCUCAAGUGCGUGCAUUUUACUCUGGUAAAAAUUUCUUCAUAACGGGCGGUACCGGCUUCGUGGGGUUGUGUCUUAUUGAGAAAAUACUACGUAGUAUACCUGAUGUUGGGAAGUUAUACUUGCUGAUGAGGCCGAAGAAGGGAAAGGAGGUAUCAGAGAGGCUACAAGAAUUCCCCGACAAUCCUGUAUUCGAGAAGCUAUUAGAAACUGAAUCAAAAGACAUUUUCAAAAAACUAGUACCCGUCGCAGGAGAUGUAGGAUCUGAAAAUCUAGGUCUCAAUACAGAAGACAGGCAAAUGCUAAUAGAUAAUGUGAAUGUGGUCAUCCACUCUGCUGCGACACUGGACUUUGAAGAGAGUUUAAAACCUACGGUCAAUAUUAAUGUUUUGGGUACACGGAGAGUUAUGAGUUUGUGUCAAGAAUUGAAAAAUUUAACGGUAAUGGUUCACGUAUCAUCGGCUUAUGUAAAUUCAUAUUUGACAGAAGUACACGAAAAGGUGUACGAUUCCCCGGCCGAUGUAGAAUCGAUCAUAAGUAUGAGUGAAAAGUUGACAGAAGAGGCUUUAAUCGGUAUGGAGAGAACACUGAUCAAAGAUCAUCCUAACACAUACACGUUUACAAAACAUCUCGCGGAGCACGAAGUAAUGAAGCAUUCUGACAAAUUCCCUUGUACUAUCGUCAGACCUACUAUGAUUGUAGCGUCAUGGAAGGAACCGGUCAUAGGCUGGACUUGUUCCAAAGUCGGACCGCAAGGGUUCCUUAUGGGAGCUUCUAAAGGUGUUGUUCGACGAUUACCGCUCUCAAAGGAUACAAUAGCAGAUUACAUUCCCGUCGAUGUGGUUGUUAAUGAGCUACUUGUAGCUGGCUGGGACGCUGGACAGUCUAAAUCUGGUCUCACGGUGUACCACUGUUCGUCUUCAACUCAAAGACCUUUCAAAUGGUUAAUGUUGGAAUCGGUUAUUAAUAAUAUGUUACAUAACUAUCCGUUAAAAAGUGCUGUGUGGUAUCCGUAUUUAGAUUUCGUCUCGUCUCUCUGGCUGUUCCGUUUGUCAGCGAUAUUCGUACAUUUCAUACCGGCGAUUCUUUUGGAUAUGUUGUUGAGGAUAACUGGGGGAAGGCCUAUACUAUUUCGUCUACACAAAAACGUAUGGAACUCCCUCAACCGAUUGGAGAAAUUCAUAUUUACCGAAUGGAAAUUCUAUAAUAAAAAAACUAUUGAACUGAACGAGAAACUGAACAAAACGGACAAGGAAAUGUUUUACAUCAACAUUGAUACUAUUUGUUGGGAAGAAUACUUUGUGAAUCUACAUUUAGGCGUAAGGAAAUACUUGAACAAAGAAAGCGAGAAAACACUACCAGCGGCGAGAAGCAAGCAAACAAUUUUGAAGAUAGCGCAUAUCGUAUGGCAAGUUUUGAUGAUCGUUCUAGCGUGGUACUUUGUGUCAUGUUUAUCCGGGCUCACAAUGAUGCAGUUGGCUUGGUGUCCGCCAGUCAUCUACUUCCUGUACAGCUUUUUGUAAAUUAAACAAUUAAUGUAUGUGUAAGGAAAAUACAUAAAAUAAAUACGUUAAUUAUAAGAAAAUAAAC